Messenger RNA from Anarrhichthys ocellatus (wolf-eel), 2204 nucleotides. RefSeq names its product SRP receptor subunit beta (gene srprb). Gene Ontology annotation, molecular function: GTP binding. Bases 55 to 882 code for a protein of 275 amino acids. The record is from RefSeq and is a predicted model, not a curated record. The transcript is spliced from 7 exons. Lineage: Eukaryota; Metazoa; Chordata; Actinopteri; Perciformes; Anarhichadidae.
AGGCCGCAGGAGGAAGAAGACGUGUCCCACGUUCAGAUUAGUUUGAGCGGAUAGAUGGAGACAGACAACACCGGUGGCAACAUGGGGGGAAAAGCAGACGUGGAAAUGUCAGAAAACCCAUUAGAACCUUUCAUUGAAUCUCUGAGACAACAGCUGGAAGACCAAGACCCCAUUUUUCUUAUCGGCGUCAUCGUCGCUUUGGCCGUCGUUGUCAUCACCUGUGUGUUUCUGAAGUACUUUCUCUCCAGCAAAACUGUCCGAAGUGCUGUCCUGCUCGUCGGGCUGUGUGACGCUGGGAAAACCCUCCUCUUCAGCCGGCUGUUGUCAGGAAAGUUCAAGCGGACACAGACCUCCAUCACUGACAGCAGUGCUCCAUACAAAGCCAAAAACGAAAGGGGCAGCACCUGGACUCUGAUUGACCUGCCUGGACAUGACAGUCUUCGCUCCCAAUACCUGGAGAAGUUCAAAUCUUCAGCCAGAGCCAUUGUGUUUGUAGUCGACGGCGCUAUUUUCCAGAAGGAGGUGAGGGACGUGGCCGAGUUCCUGUACAUCUUAUUGACGGACACAGUGAUCUCCAGGAAUGCCCCGGCUCUCCUGGUAGCGUGCAACAAACAAGAUAUCACCAUGGCAAAAUCAGCUAAACUGAUACAGCAGCAGCUGGAAAAGGAAAUGAACACCUUGCGAGUGACGCACUCUGCAGCCCUGAGCUCUCAGGACGGCUCUGUGGGCGGCAGUGUGUAUCUGGGGAAAAAAGGCAAAGACUUUGAGUUCAGCCAGCUGCCCCUGAAGGUGGAGUUCCUGGAGUGCAGCGCCCGCGGCAGCAAGGGUGAAGAGGGGGGUGCAGACAUUGAGAGCCUGGAGAAGAGUCUGGCUAAACUGUAAAGGCAGCAACUCAACAUCCGCUGUGCAGAAUUUGACUCAGGCCUCAGUAAUCACAGGAGGGAGGACAUCUCAGUGGAGGAUUUAUUUGAUCGGAGUUACCAGUCAAACAUGGUCCUCUGAGCUGGCUGUCAAUGUAAAACUUAAUUACAUCAAAAGGUGAAGGAACUUUUGAGACAGAUUAAAUUAAAAAGGACUGAAAUAAUGCUUUGGAAAAUGAUGUCGCAGUUUAUCAGGUCGCUCUGCAGUGCUGAGAAAUGAUCAUGUGCUUAUUCAGUGUAAAUGUUACUGUGAACAUCCACUUGAGAGCUUUAUUUGGCUUUAAAACAAAUCUGGUUUAAGGAAUUUCUGUAAAGUACAAUAUUUGCUGUUGCUGCGAUUCAAAGAAAUGGAUACAGUCUGUCAGAGUUUCACCUUUUUUGUUUAAAACUUGAGCAGACGGGCGGGAAUUGGAUUCAUUAAUUUACUUGGACAGUAAGACUUGUGCCUUUAUUUCUAGGAUUCUUAUAGAAGUGUUUUGCUUGUCUGCAAUAGAAUGGUUUACUUGUUUGAAAGUGUUGCGUGAAUACAGUGCAUUUGCUAUGAAUUUAUUGAGAUUUUGUGUUGUGUAAAAAACAAAAAAAAAAAAAAAAACUUGACAAAGUGUUUGCUGCUUGAUUGAUUCAAAUGAGUCCACACAGCACAUUUUCUUAAAUGUUAGAAGAUCCUGUCAGGAUUAAUAAGCAGCAAAUGUGGUUUAAUCAACACAGGAAAAAAAACAAUCUUAAUUGUACAUUACAUCAUUAUAGCUUGCUGUCAGAUCAUGAGGUGCUGCUUUAGACUCAUUUAAAAAAAUGUCUCUUCAAAUAAAGUGUUUGAAAUGUCACAUCCUGGAAACAGCUUUCAGUUGACUUUCUGUCUUUGUAGUCCGGCACCUGGUUUGGAUUGAGAUGUUUUUACUCUACAAGAGCACCGCAGACUCAGUUAAACAUGCAGAUUGCUUUUGUCUAUAAUGUGGUAGAUUUUACAGUCCACAAAAACACAUAUUGCAAAAUAUAUUUCAAAGCAGAACAAUUUUCAUAGGACCACACACAACGUGAGCAAUAUCAGUAAAUCUGUCAUUAAACAAGACCCAAAAAACAAUUACACGUUUAGUUUGUUGAAUGUGUUGUAAAAACAGAUGUUUGUCUGCUUCUGUGAAGAUCUUCACCCACUGUUCAGUGCUUAAAGUUAGAAUUAAAAGUAAGAAUUAAAGGAGAUCCUAACAUCAAAAUCUCCAAGAAAUAAUGAUGCUGCAACUUCUAACAGUAUCAAACACAGGAGUGUAUACUCAAUGUAAACUAAAG